UGGAAUAUUUAUUCCUUUCUUUCCUCUUUCUAUUCACCCUCACUUUAGCACAAUCUAUUAAUAAUGCUAAUAUAAAUUCAUCCCCAAAUAUUGCACCAAACAUGCAACCCACAACUUCUCCAAAAGAAAAUGCAAAUUCACCAACUAGUCAUUCUGCAUACCCUCUUGGAUAUGAAAAUGAAAAUGCACCAUCACAAUCACAAUCACAAUCACAAUUUCCGCCUAUCAUCCCUCUUGAUAAAAUUUCUGGCCUCCCAUCUUCUCUUAUUCCCACCAAUACGCGAAAAGACGAUGGUGGGAAUAGUGAGACUAAUAAUAUUAUAAAGAAGAUAUGCGACAAUACUGACUAUCCUGACCUUUGCACCACAACUAUCGCCCCAUUUAUGCGCGGAGGUAUCAUCAACGUACAAAAUGUUCUCCAAGUGGCCAUGAAACAGAGCGAUGCGUUUGCCAAAUUGGGAUUUGCAACAUUUAAAAGAGCUUCAGAAUCCCCUGUUACUCCACCUAGAACUAAGAAAUUGCUUAAAACUUGCCUCGAUAGUUGGGAUACUGUGUUGUACAAUUACGAAGAAGCUUUAGAGGCUCUGCGUAUUCAUGACAGUGGACGUAUGAACAGCAUGCUCAGUGCUGCAAUUACUGAUAUCUCUGAUUGUGAAGAUGCCUUUGAAGGUGUCAUUACUCCUAUGUCUGGGUAUAGUGACAGGAUGACUAAAAUGACAAGUAAUUGCCUAGCCAUUGGUUCACAACUUGGGGAUUAGACUAGACAAUUACCUAUCGAGUUAAUGCUCAAAAACACACCUAAGUUAUUACCUUUUCACGAAUUUCAUAUCUCAACUAUCUGUUCUUCUAUUUAUCAAUCUAAACUAUCACUCCAUUUAUAUUAAAACACACUAGAUGUUGAGUUGGACAAAUAUGUAUUUCUAAUCGACAACAGUCGCAAGCAGGAUAAUUCAACAUUGAGACGUGUUAUAAUACAAAGAGAAUGAUGGUUAAUUGAUGGAACAAUGAAUAUAGUUGAGGUAUGAAU
Solanum tuberosum (potato) is the source of this 1027-nucleotide messenger RNA. Its product is annotated as pectinesterase 2-like. Gene Ontology annotation, molecular function: enzyme inhibitor activity. Lineage: Eukaryota; Viridiplantae; Streptophyta; Magnoliopsida; Solanales; Solanaceae. The record is from RefSeq and is a predicted model, not a curated record. The transcript has a single exon. The coding region runs from base 102 to 758 and encodes 218 amino acids.